UACUGUGGCGUGUUCAAUUGCCCUCGUGAACUCUCGCUGUAAACAUGGUGGGAGCAUGGACAAUGAACGAGACGGCGGAAGAUCAGCGGUUACCUCACAUGACGGACCCACCUCAGUUUGUCACUUUAGAGGAUCUCAAAGCAAAAGUCGGAGUUUUGUACUGGAAGUUGAGUGGAGAGCCCGAUGACAGCCAGCUCGCCAAGAUUCGCGCAGAACGAGGUUACAACUAUGUAGACACUAUUGACAUCGCGCCCGAUAAACUACCAGACUACGACAAAAAGCUGAAGAUGUUCUUCGAGGAGCACAUUCACAGUGACGAAGAGAUCCGGUACAUCCUGGCUGGCAGUGGCUACUUCGACGUCCGCGAUAGGAACGACAAGUGGAUCAGGAUCCAGUGUGAGAAAGGAGACCUGCUCAUCCUUCCUGCCGGGAUCUACCAUCGCUUUACUCUCGACGAAAAGAAUUAUAUCAAAGUCAAUCGACUGUUCGUGGGAAACCCUGUCUGGACUCCAAUUAAUCGACCGUGUGAGAAUCACCCCUCACGCGUCAACUACGUUCAGAAGGCAGCUUCAUAAUAUGAGGGCAGCAGACGUAGAGGGCAGCUUCAUAAUGUGAGGGCAGCAGACGUAGGCCUAGAUGGCAACUUCAUAAUACCAAAAAUAACAGUGAAAAAUUAAAUGUUAAAACUGAGAAAAAGAUAAAAAUGCUUAUACUGAAAAACACAAAUAGUUCAGGAUACUGCUACUUGUAAAUGUUUUAAAAAUGACAUCACAUAAAGAUUUGGCCUCUGUUUCUUUGUUAAAUUUUGCAAUAAAAUGUUAUUUCAAUAUAAUAAUUCAUUACAGAUCUUUUUAACAGAAUAAACAGAUCGCACUUUG
Molecule: messenger RNA, 878 nt
Organism: Gigantopelta aegis
Lineage: Eukaryota; Metazoa; Mollusca; Gastropoda; Neomphalida; Peltospiridae
Product: 1,2-dihydroxy-3-keto-5-methylthiopentene dioxygenase-like
Exons: 4
Coding region: 45-575 (176 amino acids)
Molecular function (GO): acireductone dioxygenase [iron(II)-requiring] activity
Source: RefSeq, a predicted model, not a curated record